AUGAGCGAGGGUAAACCCGCCGAAACCAUUAUCGCCAACGAGCCGCCCUCAUCGUCCGCUUCUUCAGUAGCCUCUGAGGAUGGAACCUACGACUUCCCCAGCGAGUACUCCAAUCACGGGCAGUACUACAUCUGUCCCAAUCACAACACCCCACCGCCACCGAUUCAGCUAGAAGAGACUGGACGAAUACCCGAUAAGCGUGUUCUGUCCACCCCAGGAUUCGACUGUACUGGCGGCUUGCCUGAAUACCCAAGACGGCUAUCAAAGGCUAGCUCUCACCAUCGUCAUCACCAUCACCAGCACCCAGGUCUGAUGCAAGCCACCUGCUCCUACAGCCCCCAGGAGUUCUUCCCCAAGAGAUCACGCAGUAGACAGCCGCUGACUCCAGGGCCGCCUAGCAGGAAGGGAGACGAGAGAUCGACUGCAUCGCAACGAAGCGGCACUGGAAGUCGAGCUCAUACCCCGUCAGUAGGGCAUCAGGCCGCCCAAGAAUCCUAUUCUCCGGAAGAGUGCACCUGUGACUACUUCCUCUACAUGCGAGGGGCCGAAGGGGAAGUGGGCGGAGAGCGACAGAGCACUAUAAAGAACGUCAACAUUGGUCAGGAAUGCCCGCCCGGAAAAAUUGCCCUCACAGAUUCUGCCGCCAAAGAGGCUAGGCAAACUCACUUCCAAGAACACGAAACUUCUCUGUCUUCACGCGGACAGGGGAGCCAGGAGACUGCUCUCUCCCUCGUUCCUGCCUCCCCUCCCCGUUCCCCGUCCCCGCCCCACAGUCCCCAACGUUUUAUCUUUCUUGCUUCCACACAGAAAUGA
Molecule: messenger RNA, 813 nt
Organism: Dibothriocephalus latus
Lineage: Eukaryota; Metazoa; Platyhelminthes; Cestoda; Diphyllobothriidea; Diphyllobothriidae
Source: the annotation of a GenBank genome assembly